Cucurbita moschata (crookneck pumpkin) is the source of this 975-nucleotide messenger RNA. RefSeq lists its product as uncharacterized. The record is from RefSeq and is a predicted model, not a curated record. Bases 1 to 975 code for a protein of 324 amino acids. Gene Ontology annotation, molecular function: nutrient reservoir activity. The transcript has a single exon. NCBI's taxonomy places the organism in Eukaryota, Viridiplantae, Streptophyta, Magnoliopsida, Cucurbitales, Cucurbitaceae.
AUGUGUCAAGGAAAUAAGUUACUUUCAGUGAAUGCAUUAUGUGUCAAGGAAAUAUGCAUUAUGUGUCAAGGAAAUAAGUUACUUUCAGUGAAUGCAUUAUGUGUCAAGGAAAUAUGCAUUAUGUGUCAAGGAAAUAAGUUACUUUCAGUGAAUGCAUUAUGUGUCAAGGAAAUAUGCAUUAUGUGUCAAGGAAAUAAGUUACUUUCAGUGAAUGCAUUAUGUGUCAAGGAAAUAUGCAUUAUGUGUCAAGGAAAUAAGUUACUUUCAGUGAAUGCAUUAUGUGUCAAGGAAAUAUGCAUUAUGUGUCAAGGAAAUAAGUUACUUUCAGUGAAUGCAUUAUGUGUCAAGGAAAUAUGCAUUAUGUGUCAAGGAAAUAAGUUACUUUCAGUGAAUGCAUUAUGUGUCAAGGAAAUAUGCAUUAUGUGUCAAGGAAAUAAGUUACUUUCAGUGAAUGCAUUAUGUGUCAAGGAAAUAUGCAUUAUGUGUCAAGGAAAUAAGUUACUUUCAGUGAAUGCAUUAUGUGUCAAGGAAAUAUGCAUUAUGUGUCAAGGAAAUAAGUUACUUUCAGUGAAUGCAUUAUGUGUCAAGGAAAUAUGCAUUAUGUGUCAAGGAAAUAAGUUACUUUCAGUGAAUGCAUUAUGUGUCAAGGAAAUAUGCAUUAUGUGUCAAGGAAAUAAGUUACUUUCAGUGAAUGCAUUAUGUGUCAAGGAAAUAUGCAUUAUGUGUCAAGGAAAUAAGUUACUUUCAGUGAAUGCAUUAUGUGUCAAGGAAAUAUGCAUUAUGUGUCAAGGAAAUAAGUUACUUUCAGUGAAUGCAUUAUGUGUCAAGGAAAUAUGCAUUAUGUGUCAAGGAAAUAAGUUACUUUCAGUGAAUGCAUUAUGUGUCAAGGAAAUAUGCAUUAUGUGUCAAGGAAAUAAGUUACUUUCAGUGAAUGCAUUAUGUGUCAAGGAAAGUCUUUCUACUGACACACGUUAA